Messenger RNA from Acyrthosiphon pisum (pea aphid), 780 nucleotides. RefSeq lists its product as uncharacterized. NCBI's taxonomy places the organism in Eukaryota, Metazoa, Arthropoda, Insecta, Hemiptera, Aphididae. The coding region runs from base 1 to 780 and encodes 259 amino acids. The transcript has 2 exons. The record is from RefSeq and is a predicted model, not a curated record.
AUGGACGAUUACAGAUCGUUAGGGCAUAUGAAGUUAGCGGCCGAGCCAGGCAAAUAUUUCAUACCACACCACCCAGUGGUUAAACGUUGUAAAGAAGAACUGAAAAUUCGUGUGGUGUUCGACGCCUCAGCUACUUCUUCAUCCGGAGUCUCGUUAAAUGACUGUUUGGUGACUGGACCAAAGCUUCAGACGGAAAUCGGUGAUGUCUUGUUGCGCAGUCGACUACACAAAUUUGUUUUUACUGCUGACAUAACUAAAAUGUAUCGGCAGAUACGUCUACAUGAACAAGAUAGAGUUUAUCAGCACAAACUAUGGCGCAAUUCGCCUAGUGACGAAGUGCAGGAAUAUGAGUUGUGUACGCUCAACCUGGAGGAUGGACCUGAGUUUCCACUCGUCAAAGAUGUCCUGUUAGUUGACACAUAUGUGGAUGAUAUUUUUGUUGGCGCUGACACUUUGGAGGACAUUUUAGAAGCAAAAAUCCAAAUCAUCGGCUUGCUAAAUCGAGGUGGAUUUAGCCUGAAAAAAUGGACUAGCAAUUGUCCCGAGAUAUUGAACACUAUUGACAUUGAAGACCGGGCUAUGACACCGUGGAUAGAGCCAACUAAGGAACAGGCCGUCAAGGUUUUAGGAGUACAUUGGGACCCUAUACUUGACACAUUCGGUUAUCAUUCAACGAUAGAUCAAGUUACUCCUACAAAACGGUCAGUAUUAUCAACUGUUGCUCGUUUUUAUGAUCCAAUCGGCGCGUUGGGUCCGAUGGUUUUCUGGCCAAGUGUUUAA